AAUCUGCGUCUCCAAAUUAAGGUUAGAAAUAUUUGCAACCUAUUGGAAAAACGCAAUCUAGGAACUUUGAAAAAGAAUAGUUGCGGCGCCAAGAAUCUUUGAUAACAAAGUGUAGAAAACUGUCGGGCGUUGGCGGAAAUAUUGAUUCUUGAUUGUUACUGUUGUGGUGUAUGUGCUCAAACAGGUUGUUAACGAUGUAGGCGAAGAGUUGGGUAAUGUUGAAAAUUGUCUAGUGUUGAGAAGCAGUUCGUAGUGGAAAAAUGGUGGACAUACUUAGGAGUAACUUUGAAGAGAAAUUGCCGGAGAUAAAAGCUGCACUGAAAAAUGCAAAGUUCAUUGCAAUUGACACGGAAUUCACAGGGUUGUCCGUGUACAAAAAUUACAAGCCAAGUCUGUUUGACACAGGAAGACAGAGAUAUGAAAAAUUAAGAAGAAAUCUUGAAAAAGUAAUUAUUAUACAGAUUGGAUUGUCUGUAUUUUCAUAUGUUCGAGAUGAAAAUAAAUAUGUUGCGAAUAUAUACAGAAUACCUGUUUAUCCCUGCAGUUUUGGUUCAAUAGAUAGUGUUUACCUCACACAGGCAUCAUCUGUCCAUUUCUUGUGUGAGUAUGACUUCGACUUCAAUAAGGUGAUGUAUGAAGGCGUUCCAUAUCUGAAUUUGCGAGAUGAGAAACGGCUGAAGCAAGAAUUGCAGGAAUGUAAAAAUGUGAUUGAUCUCAGAAAUCUGAGUUUCUUGGAAGAAGAAGCAAUAAUUUAUUUGAAGACUGAAAUGGAUAAAGUGGUUGACUGGGUAUCUACAGCUUGCAUUGGAGAUACAUUAUUACUAUCAACCUUUCUAAAAGCAAGAAUGAAGAGACAGCUAGGUUAUUGUCUUCACGUUGAACUGCGGCACAGGUUCAACAACAUUUGGACAUAUGGUGAUGAAGAAGGUAUCAUUGUUAAAAAGAUCGCAACAGAGAAACAUCGCUUAAUGUCUAACAAAGAGAAUAAGGAAAAAUUAGAUGAAGACUUAAUCCACUAUCUGCUUGGUUUCUCCCAUAUUUUCAAAUUGUUAGUUGAACUGAAGAAACCAAUUGUGGGACACAAUUGCCUUUUAGACCUAAUGCUUUUGUACCAGCAGUUCCAUGAUGUUUUGCCAGGGUCUUAUAGCUCAUUUAAGAAGAAAAUGAAUGAGCUGUUUCCAAAUUUGUAUGACACGAAGCACAUUAGUUUCGAACUACAACACAGGCUGGACAGAGAUGUUCUGCCUUCAACAAUACUUUCCGACUUGUACGCAUUUUUUGAGGAAGGGAGAGGCUCUGUGCUAGGAGCGUAUACUCCAACUGUAGAAACAGAGUUUGGUGAUGAUGGUGUUACAAAACAAAUUCAUGAUGCUGCUUGGGAUUCCUACGUUUCUGGAUAUUGUUUUAUUCGAAUGGCUCAUGUUAUUGCUAAUAGAAAGUUUGAAAUAAUAGUACAGCAACCACUAACAAGUGUGGAACAUUUUACAUCCCUGGAAGACUUCAAAAAUAAGAUUAAUGUCAUCCGUUGUGCUGUAUCUCAUAUAUGUCUCAAUGGUCCUGAUCCAGAGUCAAGGAGACCUCAAUGGAUAUAUGUAGAAACAAGAACAAACAGAAAACUAUCUGAAGAUGAGGUUUAUCUUCUCUUUUCUCAAUAUGAUGCUGUUGAUGUUACUCUGUAUUCCAAGAAUUCUGCUCUCGUGGCAAUUGGAAACUCCAGAAGUGCAAGAAUGAUUCGGAAAAAGUUACAAGAAAAUGAAGAGUUCAAAGUUACAAGUUACAGUUUAAUCAGCCAUAACAAACUGCUUCGCUGUGUGCUAUGGAUAUGUGCAGCUUCCACAAGUAUGACAGCAGCAUGGUUUAUCACAAGACAUGCAAUUCUUCGUAACAGAUAAAACCAUAACUCUUGUAUUGUGUAGAUUUGCAGCUUGGGUAGCAAAUGUUUCCACAAAAUGUGUAAACUGGAUGCAGUCACAUUUUUAUUUUUGAACAGUGCAGCACAAUAUGUUCAAUUGCAGACUAGAAAUUUAUUUGUAAGUCUUGUAAUAAUGUAGCCUGUUUCCAGCCCCCCUUUUUUUUAGCUGUACUUCUUAUUACUUAUUUCACUUUUAAAAAAAAGGUACCUAUUUUUACAUCAUUGUAUUUUUGUAGGAUAAGAACAAUAGUGGUCCUGGUCAUUUGAAAUUCCAUUGCAAUUUAGUUUCAUUGUGGAGGGCAUCCGCUACAGUUCCCUUUCUAAAAAUAUAUCUCCUAGCAGUUUGCUGCUUCAGAUUUUAUGAUAUCAGGUCACUUGCUUUUGUACAUGCAUUGUAGCUGAGGUUACUAAUGCAUGCCUGUGUGGUGGUGCUCGGCUCAGAGGUAAGCUGAUUCUAGUCAUAGUGGUGCAUGAAAUGUUUAUUAGCAAUAUUUGGCUGGCAAGAGGAGUAGAAAUAUUGACUGUAAGUUCCUGAUCACUAGUCAUUAUUUAUUAUCGUGUUCAAAACUCUCUCAGGUAGCUUUCUUUCCUUUGUCUCCAGUAGGUGUCCAACAAAACAUAACCAAUCAUUUAAAGGUUUCCGUAAAUAACUGCAACCCAUCACCUUUUGUAAUUCUUUAAUUUUUAUUUACCAUGACUGGUUUCAAACUGCCUAGCAAUUCACCUCCAGAUGGUAUAUAUUUACUAUCUGGUGAUGAAUUGCUGGAAUGUUUGGAGCCUUGUGGGGAGUCAUGCAGCUGUGGCAAAAUAUAAAAAUGAAACAAGUAAGCACUGAAUAUGGCGAGAUCAACUUAACAGUUAUUAGCAUCUGUUGGUUUAUUUCUAGUGCAUGCUUUACUGUGGAGAACAUAAUGUAUGUUAUCCAGUAACAUUAAAUCUGAAGCACUGGACAAACUUUGUCACAACACAAACACCCGCAUAAACCAAAGACAGUGAUUAAAUUUAUGUUCAGAGAAUUUAUAUUGGGCCAGAGACUUACUUUGUGUGUGUGUGUGUGUGUGUGUGUGUGUGUGUGUGUGUGUGUAAGGAUGUAGCCAGGAUUUUGUCAUGGGAGGGGGGAGGAAUCAGAUUUGUCACGGAGGACAUUAAAAGGCUCAUGUUUUUAACCCUUGAGUGGGCGUGCUUGUUUUUCAUAAAACGAGAGGGCACGCAGCGCACUUCGUACACAUGCAAAGAAUAGCUUUCCUUAUGUUACCAAGGUAAGUCAUGUAUGAUCAAAAUCACAGUUUAAUCUUAGUUUAUUUAAACAAGGAGAAAAUAAACUUACAUAAUAUGAGCUAAACUACUGUUUUUUUAAACAGUAAUGGAAUAAAUUUUCACUAUAACUCUCUGUUGCCAGGGACAGGUGUUAAAAGACACAGUAAUGACACAUACGAAGAAGUAAACAGUGCAGUUGCAUCAGAUCUCAGUCAGCUGCUUAUUUGAUCACUAAUUGUCUUGUAGACAACUGCCUCAAUGUGGGAUUAUGUUGCUAGUUCGCAACUGGGGUCAUUUUUUUGAACUGAUCGUAAAUUUUUUCUUGCCUAGCUCACUUUGUGUCUUAUAUUACUGCUGCUCACUUGGACGUACAACAACACAGUUUAUCACUGUGUUACCUGAAACAAUACUGAAGGAGUAGGUAUAGGUUUACAGUUGUGAAACAAAACUCGAAUUGCACAAAAUCAUUUUAUUUUUGGUUGAUGCACUUUUAUACACAGGUGCACCCGCUCGAUGGUUAAUUUAUUGUGAAAAUACAUUUAUUCAUUUUUAUGUUCAUAAUUUUGUGGAGACCUUCAUACAAAUACAUACCAGUAAUACCACACACAUCCGAGCGCGUGCGUACGCACACGCACACACAAUUAAUUUUUUUUUUUAUUUGCCAGUAUGAUAACACUUCACUCUAUUGCCAAGCAAAUUAAACAGAUUAUUCUUCAAAGCCACAUUUUUUUAUAUUCUGGUACACUUUCUUUAGAAACGAGGACUGAUAGACAUCAAACUUUCAGUCUCUCUAGUUAAUAGAGUAAUGAUUAAUCAGAUAAAAAAGGGACCUGGAAUGAUACCAAGAAUAAAUUUACAAGCUUCAAGGUGGUUGAAAAUAUCUGUAAUAUUUUUCUGUUUGAACAAAGAAAAGUAUUACUUGUAAAAUCUGUAAAACACAGUAACCAGUUUUUAUGCGAUUUGAGGAUGGUGUUUCAUCUAUAUUCUGUAAGAGUUUCGGGUCUUUGUCUCUACCAGUUUCUUCAGAAAAUGUACCUGAAGUUUGCUCAUUUUAACAUUGAUUGCUUAUGGGAGUUUCUUCAGGACUGUUUUUGUCCCCCCGCACCCCACCCCAUCUCCCAAAGAAACAAACUGCAAAAAAGUUAGAUGAAAUGUAAAAUAAAUGUUGAGGUUGCAGUGUGGAAAACAAAAUGGAGAAGAGGGUGUGGGAUUGGUGGGAUUCCUUUUUCCUUUGGAACCAGAUGACUUUAUCCUCUAAGGAUCUCUUUGCAGGUAUACUGAUGUCGACCAGCAGGUUCCCCAGAGGCUGAAAUAAAACAAAAGAGGCAGUUUCUGGGGAAAAAGCAGUAUAUACAUGCUAAUAAUGAUGCAUUACAUGUAAUAUCUGUUUUCCACUUUAGAAGCAGUUUAUCAACAUAAGUUCAGUGACUUGCUUGCACAGUCUUUAACUUCUUGGCCAUAGUAAUGCAAUUUCAAAACAUAAAUACUCCGCUGGAACUCACAAUAAUGUAUUCAUCACUGGAGUCUCAAACACAAAUGGGCUAUUUCAUUUUGCAGAAGUCUACACCAGCGUGUAGAGAAUAGUCAAGAGCCAGAGCUACUAUGGGAAUAGAAUCACUGUCAUAAUAUAUAUGCCAAUUUUAGGCUCUCUGAGAAAUAACAUUUUUACACAUAGUGAAUUACAAAACUAUAGGAUCAACGAAGAACAACACAACCAAACAUACAAACAAGCAGAUGCCUAACGUGAGGGCCUUUUUUUAUUGUAAGGAGAGGAAAGAGUAAAAAUUCCAACAGAUAACUUAAUCUUCCUGUGGGUAACACAAUCUAUUAAUGACAACACAUGCAAAUAAAAUGUAAAUGUUAAUUAAUGGCCAUGCGCAGAUCAGUAAUGAUGAAAAAGGAAUCCUAUGUAGUAUUGAUGACUUCAAAGAACAUUCACAACACAGAUCAAUUUGGCAGACACAUGGGCCUUAAAUUCUUUAACAAGUCGCUAAAAACAGCUUGCAUGACUCCCUUACACAAGUACAAGAAAGUUUUAAAAUCUUCGCCAAAAGAGCAAGAAUGUUAGACAGUUGAUGAAAUCAUGGAGAGUGAUUUCCUAGAACUGUGCUUUGGGUAGCUAUGUGUAUCAAUAAAAUUGCAUGUAAUUAUCAUAUAGUUAGAAUUUUGCAUUUAUAUACAUGUGAAUAGAUAUGCGAGUAUAUUGCUCAACUAGCCAUAUGUAAUCGUAAACUGCAAAUGCAUAUAAUUAAUAUGUAUAAGUAUGUAACUGAUAUACAAUUGUAAUUUAGCAUUUAUAUAUGUGUGUGUAAACAAGUAUUCCACUAAUUAUACAGGGUGAGUCAAAAAGGACUUAACAACUUUGGAAUGAUAUAGAAAUUUAUUAAGCUAACUUACAGAAUUAGUAGAUGAGUCAUUUCGUAGAAAGCAGCAUAAACUUUGAUUCACGUAGUGCACCAGUACCCCAUUCCACCUCCAGGAGCGCCUGUGUAGUGCACAGUUAAAAUGGCUACUUCCACUAGUGCGGAGGAUGUUGUCACUGGUAUUGUGUACCUGAAUGUGCUUGAAAACAUUUUUACUUCCACAGAUCGAUGAAGGUGAUCGAGGUAGGAGUUUUACUACUACUACUACUACUACUACCACUACUACUACUACUACUUGCAAGAUGGUGCACCACCUCAUUUCCCCAUAGAACUUCGAGGCUUUCUGGAUAAUCACUUCCCAGGUCGGUGGAUUGGCCGUGAAGGACCAGACACGUGGCUAUCUCGCUCGCCAGACUUCACACCACUGGAUUUCUCUCUCUGGGGCAUGAUUAAAGACUGUGUGUGUGUUUGUCCCAUACCAAACAAUUUAGCUCUACCUGAUAAAUGAAAUCUAUGCUGCUGUUGUGCAAGUUGUGCGGAAUGUGCUGCAACUAGCAUGGGAAGAAGUUGAUUACCAAUGGGAUGUUUGCCGCAUCACAAAUGGUGGUCUCAUUGAACCAAAAUGACACUUCUUGAGAUUAUUUGCUACAAAAUGACACAUCUAGCGAUUCUGUAAGUUAUCUCAGUAAAUUUAUAUGUAUUCUGAAGUUUUAAAAUGUUUCCGACUCAUCGUGUAUAUCGGUGUUAAUAGUGUAUUAGAAGCUGACAUUGUACUCUUACAAAAAUGUGCUUUUAUUUACUCAUAAAGCUCAUUUAUCAAUUGUAUUAACUAACUGUGCUUUACAUGCUGACAAGGCCAAUUGUAUCAAAAUUUACUGAAUGGCCGAUAAUAAACAUUCCAAGGAUAACAUGGUGUGAGAAGCCAGCCAGAAACUUCGCAGUACUUUAAUGAACAAAUACUUAGUAGUUGAUGCUAAAUUCAUGAAAUUGAGAUAUUGAUGUGUAACAAAGAUUGUGGUGUGAAGGAUCAUUAUGUAAAAAUUUGUCUAAUUCAUAUUCUUCUGACUUUUCAGUAUUAUAGCUUUCCUCCUGCGCUUUAAUUCUGCAGCAGGUACAUGUUCAUAACAUUUUCACUGUAGAUCAAAUACUGUGUUCUCCCCUUGAUAACCAUAAAAUGAGCUAAAUACACAAUUAUAUGCAAUACAAAUACAUAAUUGUCUUUUUAACACUUAUCACCUGCAUUGUAUAGAUACUAUGUUUUGAGAGAGCGUCAAACAUAUUUUUAAAAAUGCUCCCUGUUUGUGGAGCAGACAUUUAAAAAAUUAAAAACAAGCAGCAACCCUAAAUAUGUUGAUAAAAUGAUUCAAUAGAUCAUAAUGGAGGUGCCAUGGCAAGGUAGGCCAGAGAGACAAGUAGGCCAGAGAGACAAGAUCGACUGAAUAAGUUA
This is a messenger RNA of Schistocerca cancellata (South American locust), 6979 nucleotides long. RefSeq names its product pre-piRNA 3'-exonuclease trimmer-like. The record is from RefSeq and is a predicted model, not a curated record. Gene Ontology annotation, biological process: nuclear-transcribed mRNA poly(A) tail shortening. The coding region runs from base 261 to 1892 and encodes 543 amino acids. Gene Ontology annotation, cellular component: cytoplasm; endoplasmic reticulum. Lineage: Eukaryota; Metazoa; Arthropoda; Insecta; Orthoptera; Acrididae. The transcript has 12 exons. Gene Ontology annotation, molecular function: poly(A)-specific ribonuclease activity; RNA binding.